CAGGGGCAGGGCUGGCCCCAGCGCCCAGAGUAGUGGUGGUGGCGGUGGCGUGGUUGCGUCGCGGGUGCUUGGGAGCCUAAGCCCUGGGGGGAGCCUGAACUCGGCAACUCCUCGGGCAGCCGCACAACCCCUUGGAAGAGGCACUACCCAAUUGGCGCGGGGGGGCAGCGCGAGCGCCCCGAGGGGCUUCCGCAGUUGAGGAGAGGUGGUGGUAGGGGGGUGACAGGGCACAGGUGACAGGGCCGGAGAAAGAUGGAGCAACCCGGGGCGGCGGCGGCGUCGGGAGCGGGAGGCGGCCCCGAGGAAGCCGGCGGGGGCCGGAGCAACAAGCGGAGCACGGGCAACCGGGCCGCCAACGAAGAGGAAACGAAAAACAAACCCAAAUUGAACAUUCAAAUAAAAACUUUGGCAGAUGAUGUGCGUGACCGAAUCACGAGUUUUAGAAAAUCUACUGUCAAAAAAGAAAAGCUCCUUAUUCAACAUCCUAUUGAUUCUCAAGUUCCAAUGAGUGAAUUUCCAGCAGCUCAGCCAUUGUAUGAUGAAAGAUCUUUAAAUCUGUCAGAAAAGGAAGUACUGGAUCUCUUUGAAAAAAUGAUGGAAGACAUGAACCUUAAUGAAGAAAAAAAGGCUCCUUUAAGAAACAAAGAUUUCAGCACAAAGCGUGAGAUGGUUGUCCAGUAUAUUUCUGCCACUGCUAAAUCUAUAGUUGGAAGUAAAGUUACGGGUGGGCUGAAAAACAGCAAGCAUGAAUGCACCCUGUCUUCACAAGAGUAUGUUCACGAAUUAAGAUCUGGUAUAUCAGAUGAGAAACUUCUUAACUGCCUAGAAUCCCUGAGAGUUUCUUUAACCAGCAAUCCUGUGAGCUGGGUUAACAACUUUGGCCAUGAAGGCCUUGGACUCUUACUGGAUGUUCUGGAAAAGCUUCUGGACAAAAAACAACAAGAAAAUAUUGAUAAGAAGAAUCAGUAUAAACUUAUUCAGUGUCUUAAAGCAUUUAUGAAUAAUAAGUUUGGGUUGCAAAGGAUUUUAGGAGAUGAAAGAAGUCUUUUACUAUUGGCAAGAGCAAUUGACCCUAAACAACCCAACAUGAUGACUGAAAUAGUGAAAAUACUUUCUGCUAUUUGCAUUGUUGGUGAAGAGAAUAUUUUAGAUAAACUUUUAGGAGCCAUAACUACAGCAGCAGAAAGAAAUAACAGGGAACGAUUUUCACCAAUUGUUGAAGGAUUAGAAAAUCAUGAAGCCUUGCAAUUACAGGUGGCCUGCAUGCAGUUUAUAAAUGCCCUUGUUACUUCCCCUUAUGAACUUGAUUUUCGAAUACAUUUAAGGAAUGAAUUCCUACGUUCAGGACUAAAAACAAUGUUACCAGAUUUAAAAGAAAAAGAAAAUGAUGAGCUCGACAUUCAGUUGAAAGUAUUUGAUGAGAACAAAGAGGAUGAUUUAACUGAAUUAUCACACCGUCUCAAUGACAUUCGAGCUGAAAUGGAUGAUAUGAAUGAAGUAUACCAUCUUCUUUAUAAUAUGUUGAAGGACACUGCUGCUGAAAAUUACUUGUUAUCCAUUCUGCAACAUUUUUUGCUCAUCAGAAAUGAUUAUUAUGUCAGGCCACAAUAUUAUAAAAUAAUUGAGGAGUGUGUUUCACAGAUAGUGCUGCAUUGCAGUGGUAUGGAUCCAGACUUCAAGUAUAGGCAAAGAUUAGACAUUGAUUUAACCCAUCUGAUAGAUUCUUGUGUGAACAAAGCGAAAGUUGAAGAAAGUGAGCAAAAAGCAGUGGAAUUCUCAAAAAAGUUCGAUGAAGAAUUCACAGCUCGACAGGAAGCUCAAGCUGAGCUUCAAAAAAGAGAAGAAAAAAUCAAAGAACUUGAAACAGAAAUCCAGCAACUUCGAACCCAGGGACAUGGGCUCACAAGUUCAUCAGGAAUUCCAGGCCCUCCUCCACCACCUCCAUUGCCAGAUGCUGCAGUCUCUGGACCACCACCUCCACCGCCGCCACCUCUCCCUGGUGCAAUCCCUCCUCCUCCUCCGCCACCUCCUUUAGCUGGUGGUAUUCCACCACCACCACCUUUGUUUGGGGCACCUCCUCCACCACCACUCUUUGGAGUAGCUCCUCCUCUACCAGGAGCACAGUUUGAUCUGCCUUAUGGAAUGAAACAGAAAAAAAUAUAUAAGCCAGAAGUACCCAUGAAAAGAAUCAACUGGUCUAAGAUUGAGCCCAAAGAAUUAUCUGAGAAUUGUUUCUGGUUAAAAGUUAAAGAAGACAAGUUUGAGAAUCCAGAUCUCUUUGCAAAAUUGGCACUGAACUUUGCAACCCAGAUAAAAGUUCAAAAAAAUGUUGAAACUUCAGAGGAAAAGAAGUCUAUGCCUGCAAAGAAGAAACUGAAAGAAUUGAGAAUUUUGGAUUCCAAAACAGCUCAAAAUCUGUCAAUAUUCCUGGGAUCAUAUCGCAUGCCUUAUGAAGACAUAAAAAACAUGAUCCUGGAAGUUGAUGAAGACAUGCUGAGUGAGGCCUUAAUUCAGAACCUAAUAAAACAUCUUCCUGAACAGAAGGUACUCAAUGAACUAGCACAGCUGAAAAAUGAAUAUGAUGACCUCUGUGAGCCCGAACAAUUUGGAGUUGUGAUGAGCUCAGUGAAAAUGUUGCGGCCUCGUCUCAAUAGCAUUCUUUUCAAGCUCAUGUUUGAAGAACACGUAAACAACAUCAAACCAAGCAUCAUAGCAGUCACUCUUGCCUGUGAAGAACUGAAGAAAAGUGAAAGCUUUAACAGACUUUUAGAGUUAGUUCUUUUGGUUGGAAACUACAUGAAUUCAGGCUCGAGAAAUGCCCAGUCACUGGGAUUUAAAAUCAACUUUCUUUGUAAGAUCAGAGAUACUAAGUCAGCAGAUCAAAAAACAACCCUUUUGCAUUUUAUUGCUGAAAUAUGUGAAGAAAAGUACCGGGAUAUCCUAAAGUUUCCAGAAGAAUUGGAACAUGUAGAAAGUGCAAGCAAAGUUUCGGCUCAAAUUCUCAAGAGCAACCUUGCAGCAAUGGAACAACAAAUUGUUCAUCUGGAACGUGACAUCAAGAAAUUCCCCCAAGCAGAAAAUCUACAUGAUAAGUUUGUGGAAAAGAUGACGAGUUUUACAAAGAGUGCCAGAGACCAGUAUGAAAAACUGUCCACCAUGCACAACAACAUGGUCAAGCUCUAUGAGAAUCUCGGAGAAUACUUCAUCUUUGACUCUAAGACAGUGAGCAUAGAAGAAUUUUUUGGUGAUCUCAGCAACUUUCGAACUUUGUUUCUGGAAGCAGUGAAAGAAAACAAUAAGAGAAGAGAAAUGGAAGAGAAAACUAGGAGGGCAAAGCUUGCAAAAGAGAAAGCUGAACAAGAAAAGUUGGAACGCCAGAAGAAAAAGAAACAACUCAUUGAUAUAAACAAAGAGGGUGAUGAGACGGGCGUGAUGGAUAAUCUUCUAGAAGCCCUACAGUCAGGUGCAGCAUUCCGAGACCGGAGAAAGCGGAUUCCAAGGAAUCCAGGUAAGUCACAUUCCAGUUCUCAUGGUUUUAUAAAAUGUGAAUGUGAAGAACUGAAUACACCCACCCUGCCCCACAUAUCCAUGAAACUUCUGCAUGAAGACUUUUUUUUAACAGUUGGUCUCAGCUCAUGUAGGCGUCUUUAUCUACAUGACUGUGAAUUUCAGCUUACUACAGAAUGCAAAAAAACUGGAACCAAGUGAUCCUGCUGUGUUUAAUAUUAAAUAUUUUUAAUUGUUAUUUUAAGAGCAUGUGGUAUGGGUGGAAGGUUGUAUAAAACUAUAAAUGUAAUUAAAUCAUUAGAAGUAAUUGACCCUAAAAAUAUCACAUUAUUUUUUCACAGGUAAGGACAUUGAGAUAAUGCUUGUUCCUAGAGGCCAUUUUGAUUUUACAAUAUACUCUGUUCGAUAUUACUCAUGUUGAUAAAGGGAGGAGAAACACAUUUCCAAAUUCGAAAGUAUUGAAUGAUGUCUUUUGGGUAUAUUUCAUCAGUAACAGAUAAAACUCUAGUACUAAAUUUAUCUUGCAAAAGAAAAAAAGCGUAAAACAUUUAAGAGUCAAAAAUAAUUUUCCUCACUUAAGUAUAACUAGAAAGUUGUCCACUUUAUCUGUUUGUUCCCCUUGACUUCUAUCAGGAAAACCCAGUAAUGCUUAGCUAUCUACCACCUCUAAAUAAGGUUUUAUAUUUUUAGUUCAUAUCUUUCUUGAAUUGGAAAAUAAGUUAGUUUGGUUAAUUUUAAAUGUCCUUUCAUCUGAUCAAGGCUAUGUAGAAAAAUGAGCAAAGAAAUUUGAGGUAGACAUUUGGCCUAGUAGAUAAGACUGAGUUGAGAUACCUACUUCCCAUACCUAGUGUGGCUGUUGAAUCAGGCUUUGUGCUAAGGCAUCCCCUUAGGAUGCAGCGGUAAUGACUCAAAUGGUUGGGUUCCACUGAAUUGAAUUCUUGGAUCUUGGCUUCAGUACCCCUGCCAUUGCAGACCCUGGGGCAAUGAAUAGUGAGUGGGAGACUGAGUUUUCUCUCUCUCUCUUUAUCUCAAAUAUUUUAAAAAUUUAUUUAUUUAUAUAAAACAGUUUGACAGAGAGAAUAGUAGAGACAGAUAAGCCCCAUUCAGUUGUACCCGCUGCAAAUGAUUGCAGGUUUCAUCCAGGUUUCCCACAUGGGUAGCCGGGGACCCAAGUAGCUAGGCCAUCUGCUACUGCUUUCCCUGUCAUGUAAGACGGACAUCAUAUCUGAAAUGGAGCAGCCAGGACUUGAACCAAGACUCAUAGGGAAUGUCAGCAUAACAGACAGUAGCAUUACACACUAUGCUGCAAAACUGGCCCCUCAAAUAAAUGUGUUAAAAAAAUAAAGAAUCGGUAGUUAAUAUGUGAACUCUACUUAAUUUAGAAUAUCAAACUUUGCCAUGAAUAGCCUAUAAUUCAAAAAAUAUUCUGUAUCUGCACUGGAAGUUUUCCUAUACCACUGGAAUAAAAAUUGUUAGCUCUCAAAAUAAUUGUAUUCCAACAAGCCAGUGAAAGUAAUGGGACCCCAUGUAGAGAUGUCUGGGAAAGCUUUUGAUGAUGAUGAAAUUUAUGGCAGAAGACGAUGUUAAGUUACAUUCAUCUUUUUUCACAUUUGAGUAAAUCCUGAUGGGUAAUGGAUAAACAUUAUACUGUGGCUGCUCAUGGACAGUCCUGGGGAGAUUAGCCUGAAGGUAAGAUUUGAUUACAGGAAAGGUAGCGUUUUGGUUGGAGUUUGAAACUGUUUUCUAUGCAUGAAGACAUUGAAAAUGAUCUGCAAAAAGAGUGGAAGAGUAGAGGAAAGAAAGGAAAAUCUGUGCUUGUGUGUUAAUAUUAAUGUAAGCUAAUACUGCAUGGCUGAAUUGCUAAGAACAGAACUGACCUAUGAGGCAGCCAUUCUACCUACUCCUGUCUUUUGUCUACAAAAUGAGAAUGUUCGGCUGCAUUAUCGGAGGCCCCUACCACCUCUUAAGGACAAUAAAACCUUAACUGCUCUUACUUGUCCUAUCAGAGCAAUAAUAAUCAAUAAAAGGUGAGCUCAAAAAAUUUUGCAUCAAUUCAGUUCUCUGUUAGGCAGCUGAUAAGGGAAGCAUAUUAUUCGAGACUAUAAAUGGCUGCCAUAAUCUUCCCUGUCUGCUUAUAUAUUUUUUUAAAUACACAUUUGCUAAGUCCCCUGUCUGAUAAGUCUCAGACUUUGACUUGAUUUUAGAGAGAAUUCAUUCUGUAGGGUUUCUGUGAGUUUUGUAAUCAUCGGGAUAUAGUGUUGGCAACUGCGAAACAAUGAGACUCACAAACUGCAUCAUUUGAUAGCACUAACUCCACGUAGUCUAAAUCAGGAUCUCUUUUGUUUUGUGCCUAGUGUGCCUCUGUAAACAUAUGGGGUCUGAAAUAUCAACCCCUUUAGGGUGUAGCAAUCAUCAUAAGUGGCAGCAGCCAAAGAAUAUAUUCAGAGGUUGAAAGAAACUAGAUGGAUGUGGCUAGGAUCAUUAAAGCACUGUUAGCACCAGCAGAAGACUUGGAAGCAGAAGAGAGGGGCCAGAAGGCAGCAAGUUUACAAAUGUGCCCAAAACUCCAGAAACAGAUAUAGUGGAGAAUUUUCUAGGUUUCUUCUUUGUUUCAUCCUUUCUUAGCUAGAUCAUCUUUUCUUGCUGAUUCUCUGUUGUUGUCACUUUCUUGGGCAUCUAAUUGGGUACCUUUCCAGGAUCCUGUUCUCUUGGUAUUGCUCAGCUUUCCCUGUAUAGCACUGAUGCCCUCAUUCCUUUCCGGUGAUCUCUAUUUCAACAUGAUAACACAAAACCAGAAAAGUCAAAAUACAAAAAAGGCCGUUUUCCCCCCAAGUAAAGUAGAAUAAGAAAUAGUCCCAAGCAAUCUGUAAUCAGAGUUAACUACAAACAGGAAGGAUGCAAUGUUUUGCUUGCCUUCUCUAUUAUCUUCAUUUACAGAUGGGAAUUACUGUAAGUAAAAUACAGAGCUCUGCUAUGUGCUUCUUAGUGCAACAUUUUAAAUCCCAUGUUUAAACAAACUGAGGCGAUAGUCUUUGUUCUUCAUUAAAAACUCAAAAUGUUGGUAAGUGAUAUUGUCAAUUGCCUAAAUUAGCAAUCUCUUAUACUGAGCCUGUGUCACCUCCCCAAAAGCCACCACAUUAGGGAACUCAGAAUGAGUCCCCAAAUACUGCCUCUCUCACAUAUGGUUGGGUGUGCUGUUUCAGUUAGUAAGUGCCAAAAUACUUUCAAAGGGAGAUCCUCAUAUCAUGGGUGAUAGUGAAAAUAUUAACUCAUGUGCCAAAAAGCCUGACCAUUCAGAAGGCAUAGAGGUAAUAGCCAUUUUGCUUGUAAUGAUAUAUAUUGACUGCAUAUUCAUACAAUCAUAGGCUCUGCAGAUGUAAACCUCAAACAUUAGGAAAUGAGGCCCAAACAUUCAUUCAUUUAUAUACAUCUGUUUCAUCCUAGACCUGAUAGAAGAUUUAAAACUUAAGAUUUUAUUAUUUGUAAGAUCUUUAGGUUUUUUAGGAAAGAUAAGAAAUUAUGGCAAGUCUACAGAUUAAGGCAGAAAGUAUCAUAUAAGAGAUGCAAAGAACAUACUGUGAGUUUAGAGGAGAGAGACAGUAUGCCAUUUUUGAUAUGUCAGAAAAAUCAUGACAGCAGAAAUAGCUUUGAAGGAUGAGCAGGGAUUUCAGCAGUGGUGGUUAGAGGUGAGGAAAGAGCAUUCUAGUCAAAUUAAAUAUCAUUAAGAAAAAAAAUAGAGUUGAGAAAGUGCAAAAUGUUUCUCAAAAAUGACAGUGCAGUAAGGAAGAAAAUAGGAUACAUAACAUUAAAUUAUGGAGAUAACUCUGUAAAAAUACAUUCACACCACCUCAUUGACUGCUUAAAUGAGACACUUAGGUGUGAACACAAUUCUUCGGCGUUGGGGAUCUAUUGAGGUGUUUAAGCUAGGGAAGAACAGUAAUCCAAUUUUGGGUUAGGUCACUCACUUUACAGACAUGGAAAUAAUGAACUAGGAAUCCUCUGGCACAUUUUCAAAGAAGAUGAUUUACAGGGAGAAAAGCAUCAAGAAGUCGAAGAAAACCAUAGAAUUUUGAGUUUGACUAGCUUGGAGGAGUAAUGAGGUUGCUAAACCAGGAAUGCCAGUAUUGUAGGUUGAACAAGAUUUGGUUUCACAAACUCAUCUGAAUGCUAAAUAUCCAAAUUUUAAAUUAACGGUACAUGGAUUAAUGUUUGUUAGAUCAAGGUGAAGGCUUGAUCAAAUUAUGUCGUCUGAAGGUUGGAGUUUUAUGAAGCAGUUGGAAUGAAUUAGGUGCGAGAAUACAGCCCUAUGAACAAUUUGACAGGAGAGGGAGAGACCACAUAAACAAUAGAGAAAGAGUGGGUAUCCUGCAUCUCUCCUUACUGGCCAUGAACAUGUACCUCCAUGUAUGUUCCAGUAUUGUCAGUCUCCUCCAGAUGACACACAUAUGUGGCUGUUCCACUUUGUACUACGAACUUCGAAACUACAAGCCAAAAUAAACCUUCUUUUCCCUUUCUGAUUUGCUCCUCACAGUAACUUGCUUAAAGUAACAAAAAGUUGACUCAUUUAAUCAGGAAAAGCAGUAAUUUUGAUAGAAGAAAAUGAAUUCUGUGCAGAACAAGUUAAUCUGAAUGUGGUAGCAGAGCAUGCACAUCAUGAUAUCCAGAAGGUUCUUGGAAGUAUGGGUGUAGAUUUCUUGAUAAAUUUCUGGGGUUAUUGAGUGUUCUGGUUGUAGCAUGGAAUAGACGCUUUUCCUAGAGGGAUUAUUAAGAGAAAAAGGAGUCAAAAACAGAAUCUGAAAACGCUGCUAUUUAGACGGGCUAAAUGAAGAGUUAGUAAGGAAGGUAGACAAGGAACACUUGUAAGAGGAGGAUUCUCACUGUUAUUUUCUUUAAAGCAAAGGAAGGUGAACUAUUAAGAAGAUAGAAAGGUAGUAACUUUCAGUAAUGACAGUUAUUGUCGGAAUAAAAAGUAAAAAUCAGUGAUUUCCCUGUUGAUCAGGUUUCUAGUACAGACCUUCCAAAUGCUGGAACUGGACAAUGGCCAUUGGCAAAGUGUGUGGGGCUGAAGGGGGAGAAUGAAUAUCUCUCUUUUAGCAUAGCUCUUACAGUAGUGUAGUGAACAGUACUGCUUAAGCCUCAGAGUCUUACGGGUAUUUUAAGAGAAUGUAAAUUUUUUAAUUUGCUGUAAAUUAUAACCUUCCCAAACUCUGUAAAUUUGGCUCUGUUAUGCAUCAUCGAAAGACCAACCCAUGACAGACCCCACGCAUGAUCUUUCCUGGGUGACUGAGAUCUGCUGAGGUUUUGCAUUAGCUUUGUUUUAUUAUUACUAGAUCAUUGCUUCCAUGUUGCUUAUUACUUCUUUCUCCCUUAGAAUGAAUUCUUCCCCAUGAGAUUGAUGAGUCUCUAUUUGGUAAA
Messenger RNA from Ochotona curzoniae (black-lipped pika), 8922 nucleotides. It is a transcript of the gene DIAPH2, whose product is annotated as diaphanous related formin 2. The record is from RefSeq and is a predicted model, not a curated record. Gene Ontology annotation, biological process: actin filament polymerization; actin cytoskeleton organization. Gene Ontology annotation, cellular component: actin filament; cytoplasm. Gene Ontology annotation, molecular function: microtubule binding; actin binding; small GTPase binding. Bases 253 to 3708 code for a protein of 1151 amino acids. The transcript is spliced from 27 exons. NCBI's taxonomy places the organism in Eukaryota, Metazoa, Chordata, Mammalia, Lagomorpha, Ochotonidae.